Messenger RNA from Aspergillus alliaceus, 1748 nucleotides. Its product is annotated as mitochondrial 37S ribosomal protein mS47. Gene Ontology annotation, biological process: L-valine catabolic process. The record is from RefSeq and is a predicted model, not a curated record. NCBI's taxonomy places the organism in Eukaryota, Fungi, Ascomycota, Eurotiomycetes, Eurotiales, Aspergillaceae. The transcript has 2 exons. Gene Ontology annotation, cellular component: mitochondrion. Gene Ontology annotation, molecular function: 3-hydroxyisobutyryl-CoA hydrolase activity. Bases 448 to 1608 code for a protein of 386 amino acids.
CCUCGUACUACUAAUACCCCCUUCCCUUCGUCCUUUAUUCGUUUCUUCUUCCCGUUUGACAGGCUAAGGUCUGCCUAAUGUCGCUCCGACACAAUAUCUCCCGGUUAUCAACACCGUCGAGCUGGAUCUCGCGGGUUUCACCAGCAACUAUGCCUCUCCGCGCCAAAGUGACCAACCCAGCUUUCAAGGCUGCAACAUUGUCAACUUCCACAAACCUUCCGAAAGAGUUGCCCGGAGAUGAGCCCGACGAUGUUUUGUCUCACACUUUGUACGGAGUCCGUUUGGUUGAGCUCAAUCGGCCAAAGAAGCUCAAUUCCCUGAAUGGUUCAAUGGCUCGCAAGAUUCUUCCUCGCUUGAAGGUCAGCUAGACUGGUGGUAUAUGGGAUGGGAUGAUGGUUGCUAAGCAUUGAACAGGAAUGGGAAAAGUCCCAGUUGGCCAAUGUGGUCAUGGUUUCCGGCGCAGGCUCAAAAGCUCUCUGCGCUGGCGGAGACGUCGCAGCCCUCGCUCUGCAGAACGAGCAGGGCCCCGAAGGACAGCAGAAAUCGACCGAUUUCUUUGGUCUGGAAUAUCAGCUCGACCACACUAUUGCAACCUACCCCAAACCAUUCAUCUCCGUCAUGGACGGCAUCACCAUGGGGGGUGGCGUCGGACUCAGCGUCCACGCGCCCUUCCGUAUCGCGACCGAACGUACUGUUUUUGCCAUGCCCGAGACGACCAUCGGAUUCUUCCCGGAUGUGGGUGGCUCUUUCUUCCUGCCUCGUCUCGAUGGCGAAAUCGGAACCUACCUCGCUCUCACUUCGGAGCGUUUGACUGGCGUUCAGGCGCUCUACGCCGGUAUCGCCACGCACUACUUCCACUCCAGCGUACUGAGCAACCUCACCAACCGUUUGGCCGAACUGGUCUUCCGGGAUUCUGCCACACUCCCCGAGCGUCUCGACCUGGUCAACAAGACCAUGGCUGAAUUCUCCACCGGUCUACCAUCGCUGGCGGAGGAGCCGAUGCUCCUUGCCGGCGGAUUGCGCAGCGCCAUUGACCGCUGCUUCAAGUAUAACACCGUGGAAGAAAUCUUCCAGGCGCUGGAGCAGGAAACCGAACAGAAGGAAUGGGCUCAGAAGACUCUGGAGACCUUGUCAAUCCGCUCCCCCACCUCGCUCAGGGUCACCCUGCGCCAGAUGCGUCUAGGCAAGGAAUGGACCAUUUCCGAGACUUUCAGGCGUGAGCAUCACAUCGCCAGCAAGUUCAUGCAGCACCCGGAUUUCGUCGAGGGUGUCAAGGCCCGUCUCAUGUCCAAGCCCCCCCGCCAGGCCUCAUGGCAACCCGCUACCCUCCAGGAAGUCACCCAUGAGCAUGUCGAUGCUUUCUUUGGUGCUUCCGACAACCAGCUUCCACUACUUAGUGAAAGUGAUUACCGCGAAUAUCCCUACCAUUACGGUCUCCCCACUGAGGAAGAUAUCGGAAAGUUUGUGCGCGACAACUUUGAGACCCAGCAGCAGACGGUGGACGCCAUUGCUCAGAAAUGGGGCAACAAGGAGGGCGUCAAGGAGAAGGUUGCGGAAGUGUUGGCCAGACGGACUGUUCAGACUCCCGAGGGUCUGCGCUGGGAAUAGAGAAAGAGUUAAAGAAAAGAAGUUUUCCAAUUUCGAUGUAUUUUUGAUUGUCAGGUUUUUACAAUGGGUAUAAUAUUAUUGACGUGUAUUUCAUUCUACUACAGGAGCUAGAUAGUAUAAACAAGAUCUGUGUUUGAACU